UUUUUCAGCAGAAUAUCGUAGGGCUGCAGCAGAAUUUCUUAGAGCUCAAAAACAUGGCAUUUCCCAAUUCUUAUUGGACCCCCCUAACAGGCUGUGUGCAGGGGCUUGUUUUCUAUCUGGUGUGACACACCGUUAUGAAAAUGUUAAAGAAGUGGAGAUAUCUGUGCAACCAACUGCAGCUGCGGAGAUUAUAUCAGAGGAAACAGACAGUGCCGAAGCCCAGCAAUCUUCCAACACAGGUGAAAUUGCAGCAGAAAAGGAAGAGCAGACUUUGAAUGAUCUUGUGAAUCUUUUGCAAGAUGUGGUAAAAAAUAUCCCAACAGAAAUUGUACUGUCAACUGAACAACCACCAACUAUUUUGGUAUCCAAUAUAGCAUCUUCUCCAUCUGUAGCAAUGGACACUGUUUGGGUGAAUGUGAACCCCAAAAGUAGUGGGCAGUCAAAAACAAUUGCUUUGAUCAAAAAAGUUACUCCAACUACAACAGCCUUUUGGAAGCUCAGAAGUGAUGCAACUGCAUCUGUCAUCCUGCAUUCUAAUGCAAGUCCUUCAGAAAGUCUCCAAAGUGAGACAAGUGAGUCUGUUGUUCUGAUUUCUGAAGAUGCAACUCCUGGAAACACACUGGGCGCCAUUUCAGUUCAGGUAGAAGAAGCAACUACCAGGGAAGAAAGUAAGAGUUUUGAUGAGCUAACGAAUGGAGCCUUGGCUAGUCUAGUGGAAUCGCUAAAGAAUGUAAAAAAAUUACAUAUGACACUAAGCAAUGAUAAACCACACCGGAAAAGCCAUUCAGUGAAGUUGCCUCAUCAUAAGGCUAGAGGUAUAGACAUUUUAGAAGCAAUUGAUACACUAAUUGAAACAAUUAAGAAUGCACCAUCCUCUGUUAAAGAAGAUCCAGCUCUCCAUGAGUAUGUUGAGGAAGCAGAGGGCUAUUUAAAAAAUGCUCUGGAAUUAGCAGGAGAGGCAGAGAGGAAGCUCUUGCAGAAGAAGGAACAGCAGAUGAAACUUGACAUUGGGCUUCUUCAUCCCCCAUCAACAGCUCCGCCUAUAACAGAAAUGAAGUUGGACUUAGAGCUGCCUGCCUUCCUAUCAGAAGCAGCUGGGACAGAAGUGAAGCUGGAUGUAGAGAUAACGCCUUCCCCAUCAGCAACUCCACCUGUCACAGAGGUGGAGUUAGAAAUACUUCCUUCUGCAUCAGCAACUCCACCUGUCACAGAGGUGGAGUUAGAAAUACUUCCUUCUGCAUCAACAGCUGUACCUGUAACAGAGGUGGACAUCCUUUUGACUCCAUCUGAGUCUCUGGAAGAGAAAGCAGAAGAUACGCAAACAGAAAUGGGGAAAUUAAAAGCAUUUAUUAAUUUGUUAUAUGGCUUUAGUCCCCAAUUAACUGAAUAUGCAGAGAAUUCACCACAUAAAAAGGUGGCUAAGGAUAUUGUUGAAAGAUCAAUGGAAGUCCUUGAUGCCAUAAAGAGUGUUUUCUGUGGAAAUCCUGAAAGGCGAAAUAAACAGAUUUUAAAGCAGUUGUUACAGAAAGACAUGGAGCUUGUAAGACAAGCCAUGAAGGAAAAAAGCCUCUUAAGAUACAUUUACUUCUUGGUAUUGUAGGUUUUUAUGUACAAUUAGAGGUCUGGUUUCUAUAUUUACAACAGCCAUUGAAAUAUAUCUGUAGCCAUUUUCAGGCUUGAAAUUAAAUGUUUAUUUUUAAAUAUUUUUGUUUUCAUUUUUCACCCUCCUUUUGAAUUGAUCUUAAAGAUAAUAGAACUGAUAGUACAAUUAAACAAUUUGAGAAGUAAUUAA
Molecule: messenger RNA, 1792 nt
Organism: Python bivittatus (Burmese python)
Lineage: Eukaryota; Metazoa; Chordata; Lepidosauria; Squamata; Pythonidae
Source: RefSeq, a predicted model, not a curated record